Messenger RNA from Anopheles arabiensis, 2053 nucleotides. Its product is annotated as ATP-binding cassette sub-family G member 1-like. NCBI's taxonomy places the organism in Eukaryota, Metazoa, Arthropoda, Insecta, Diptera, Culicidae. Bases 59 to 1849 code for a protein of 596 amino acids. The record is from RefSeq and is a predicted model, not a curated record. Gene Ontology annotation, molecular function: ATP binding; ATP hydrolysis activity; ABC-type transporter activity. Gene Ontology annotation, cellular component: plasma membrane. The transcript has 7 exons.
GCCGUGAAACAACGUCCAAGUUCGUUCGAGCGUAGUGUGAAGAGGGGCGGCUGCAAACAUGAUGGAGCCAAUCGGUAAUCCCGAUUCAAUACCGCUGGAAUCGUUGGAAAGUGUGAGCCCGCGUGAGUUUGAGCUAUCGUUUCAGAAUGUUUCCUACUGUGUAAAACAUAAGCAUGAUCGCACACACUCCGCCAUCCUGAAGAACCUUUCCGGGUCGUUCCGUUCGGGCCGGCUGGUGGGAAUUAUGGGACCAUCGGGGGCUGGCAAAUCGACCCUGCUGAAUGUGCUGAGUGGAUUCAAAAAAAGUAACGUCACCGGACAGCUAAUGGUCGACGGACAACGGCUCUCCGAGCGCAGAAGCCGUAAGAUCAUCUCCUACACCCAACAGGAAGUGUGCCUGUGGCCGGCCCUUACCGUCGAGGAAAGCCUACGGUAUGCGGCCGAGUUUAAACUCUCGCCCACCAUCGACCAGAACCAAAAACGGGCACGCGUUCGGGAGCUUCUGCACGUGCUGGGGCUGACAGGGUGUGCCGAUACGUUAGCCGGUAGCGUAUCGGGUGGUCAGGCCAAGCGUCUAUCGAUCGGCUUGGAGCUACUGUCCGACCCGAAAGUGAUGCUGCUGGACGAGCCGACGAGUGGGCUGGACACGGUCGCCGCCUAUCAGGUGCUGGCACAUGUGAAGCAGCUUGCCGCCCGCGGUCGCGUUAUCGCCUGCGUCAUCCAUCAACCCAACUCCCAGCAGCUGCUGCUGAUCGAUGAUCUGUACGUGCUGGCCAAGGGCCGGCGGAUCUACAGUGGACCGACGGGCGAAAUGGUGUCGCAGUUCGCUCGCUUCGGGCUCGAUUGUCCCGUUUCCCACAAUCCGGCCGAUUACGCGCUGGAAGUGGCCAGCUUGGAUCAGGAGGAUGACCGAUUGAAGCGAUUGAUGAUGGAGGAGGAGAAGGAUAUUUUCGACUACAAUCCACCACGGCUGAUGGUGGAGAAGAGCGUUGAUGGAUCGUAUCAGCGGUACGCGCUCUCAACCCUGCAGCAGCUGCGUGUGUUGCUGCGACGAACGACCAGCUGUACGAUGCGCGAAACGUACCAGUUUAAAGCGCGCAUUCUCAUCAACAUCGCCAUCGCGCUCAUCACGAGCGUCGCGUUCUACAACACCGGCAACAAUGCCGACCGCAUCCUGGCCAACACCGCCGUGCUGAUCAUUAAUCUGUACGCCAUCUUCUUCACCAGCAUAGUUUCGGCGGUGCUGGUCUAUCCCCGCGAGUCGGCCUGCUUCGUGCUGGAGAGCAAAAAUAAUUGGUACUCCCUGCGGGCUUACUACUUGGCCAAAAUUGUGGUCGAACUUCCCACGCUGAUCCUUUCGUCGUCGGUGUUCUUCCUCAUCGUGUACUACUUCACCGCGCAACCGUUCGAGUGGCUCCGGAUCGGUACGUUCGCGCUGGUCUGCCUGAUGUUUGGUUGGAUUUCCCAGAUGCUCGGGCUGCUGCUGGGCAGCCUGCUCUCCGUGCAAAACUCCGUGUUCGUGAGCAUCCUGAUAAUGGUGCCGGCGUCGCUGUUUUCCGGCUUCUUCGUGCCGCUGCGCGACGCCAGCGUGCUGGUGCGGCCCCUGCUCUACGUGUCGUUCGUGCGGUACGCGUUCGAGGGUGCCGUGCACGCGAUCUACGGCUUCGAUCGGCCGGAUCUCGACUGCCCGGAGGUGUUUUGCUACUUCCGUCAGCUGAAACGCUUUCUGCAGUUUGUCUCGAUGCCGGAUCUGGCCUACGGGUACGAUCUGCUAGCGCUGGCCGGGUGGAUCGUGCUGCUGAUGGGUGCGGUGUACCUGAGCUUGCGGCGAAGAAUCAAACAGGACUGAACAGAAACCGAGACGGGUGGGGUGGAUGGAGCGUUAUCAGUUGGCAAAAUGUAGUUUUUAGUUCGUGAGUAAGUGAUGUUGUUUAAACUUUAUUUCCAUAACUAUGGAAAUAAAAGUAAUAAAUAGAAGAAAUUGGGGUGGGGGAAGAUAAGAUUUUAUUUCAUAAAAAUGACAAAUUUGAAGCAAUCGAAUACAGAAAUACUA